Messenger RNA from Musa acuminata subsp. malaccensis (wild Malaysian banana), 612 nucleotides. RefSeq names its product auxin-responsive protein IAA4-like. Gene Ontology annotation, biological process: regulation of DNA-templated transcription. Gene Ontology annotation, molecular function: protein binding. Gene Ontology annotation, cellular component: nucleus. The record is from RefSeq and is a predicted model, not a curated record. Lineage: Eukaryota; Viridiplantae; Streptophyta; Magnoliopsida; Zingiberales; Musaceae.
GCAUGCCUUCUCUUACUCUUCCUUCCAUGUUGGACUACAAGUCUAUAUCAUCCCUCCUUCUCUUCUCAUCACCUGUGAUCGUUGUGGAAUCUAAGGGACAUGGAGGCUGAGGCGAGCUACGUCAAGGACACCGAGCUAAGGCUCGGUUUGCCCGGCACCCACGCGCCGGUAGCAACGAGGGGAAGCAAACGAGCGCUGCCGGAGGACGACGAGAAGAGCCAUGGCAAGAGCAAGGCUCGAGUGGUGGGGUGGCCGCCGAUCCAGUCGUACAGGAAGAACAGCUUCCGGGCGAGGAAGGCGGAGGCGGAAGUCGCCGGAUCUUACGUGAAGGUUAGCAUGGACGGGGCUCCCUACUUGAGGAAGAUUGAUCUUAGGGUUUACAGGGGUUACAAGGAGCUCAGGGAAGCCUUGGAGGACAUGUUCGGAUGCUUUUCUCUGGGAGAAGCGUCUGGGGCAGAAGGGUGCACUGGAUCUGAACAUGCCAUGGCUUACGAAGACAAAGAUGGAGACUUGAUGUUGGUUGGAGAUGUCCCAUGGGAGAUGUUCAUCUCUUCCUGCAAAAGACUCAGGAUAAUGAAAGGAUCUGAAGCAAGAGGCUUAGGAUGAAGGCAA